Molecule: messenger RNA, 687 nt
Organism: Entrophospora candida
Lineage: Eukaryota; Fungi; Glomeromycota; Glomeromycetes; Entrophosporales; Entrophosporaceae
Source: the annotation of a GenBank genome assembly
AUGUCACAACAAUUUUUGUAUCAAAAAGGCGAACGAAUUCUUUGUUAUCAUGGACCAAUGAUUUAUGAAGCUAAAGUGCUAGAUGUAGAUUAUUUGGAUCAAAAACACCCAAAAUCAGAUGUUUCCGGACCACAUUAUUUAAUACAUUAUAAAGAACCCAGAGUUUUAAAAUUUAAUGAAACUAAUUUAUCAAAACGAAAACAAAUCGAAGAAUCAUUUAAUAAAAAAAAUAAAGCAACAACAGGAAAGAAGAGAAGAAGAGAACAAUCGAUUGAUAAAGAUGAAAUUCUCAAGAAACCUAUAAUAGCAAUUCCAAUACCUGAAAUGCUAAAAUCCAUAUUAGUUCAAGAUUGGGAAAAUAUUAAUACAUCACAAUUAGUCGUACGAUUACCACGUAAACCAUCAGUGGUAGAUAUAAUUGAUCAUUAUAAAUUAUUACUAUAUCAAUUAGAGAGACAACAAUAUAAAGAUUUGAAAAGUAAAUUUGAUAAAUUGGAAAGUUCACAAUUAUAUGGAGCUGAACAUUUUUUAAGGUUAUUUGUAUAUAUUCCAGUUUUAAUAUCAAGUUCUAAUGUAGAAGAAGAUACAUUGACAAUAAUAAAAGAUCACCUAAUUGAUUUCUUAAAUUUUCUACAUGAAAAUCGAAAAACUUAUUUUUUGGAUGAGUAUCAAAAACCUCAAUUUUAG